Molecule: messenger RNA, 819 nt
Organism: Ilex paraguariensis (yerba mate)
Lineage: Eukaryota; Viridiplantae; Streptophyta; Magnoliopsida; Aquifoliales; Aquifoliaceae
Source: the annotation of a GenBank genome assembly
AUGUUGGAGGAUUUGAGCAGCUUCCCACAGCUCACUACGAUGUUGGCUUUCGAGGCAAAAAUGAGGAAGAAAAAUAUGAAAGGAAACAUAAACAAUAGGAGGAAGAAGCAGCAAAUGAUUGAAUCUGUAAGUCCAAAUGCAAUGGUGGAAGAAACUAGUAGGAUAACAAAAGUGUUGGAAACAAAACCAGCUAUGGUGUCUGAGAAUGAUGGGUCCCAGAGGCCCCCAACUGAUACUGUGGAGGAAGAGAAACAUAUGGAUUCAAAUACAGAUGCAAAAAUAAAGAUAUCGUUGGAAAUGCAACUGGUUAAGAGAAAUGACAAUAUGGUGCUACGGAAGCUUCUCCGGGAUCCAAGAUAUUUUCAUUCCCCAGAAAGCAGUUGGGGGAUGUGCUACAAUUGUGGUGAAGAUGAUCACACAGAAGCAAACUGUACUCUGAGAAAACGGAAGAAACCAUGCUAUAUAUGUGGUGGUUUUAAGCACAAUGCAAAGCGCUGCAAGCAGUAUGAACCACAUAUCUACAAUCGAAAAGGUUGCCUCACCAAAGUUUUUCCAGAGAAAGAUGCAGCAAAGGAUCAAAGUUUAGAUAUCUAUUUAAGAUGUGGCGAUUCAGGACACAAUAUGUUCUCAUGCAACAACAAUGAGUAUAGUUCCGAUGAUCUCAGGGUAGUGCAGCCCAAGGAAGUCUCAACGAGGACCUUCAUAUGUGUAGAAGCCCGUGACGCAGUCCUACAAUUCCUUGAGAAGUUGAAGAAGAAUGGGUAUGAGGUCCUUUACAUGGUCGAUUCCAUUGAUGAGUAUGCAGUGGGACAGUUGUAG